AUUCUGAGUGACUAACACUUGUUAUAUAAAAAACGAAAGUUGCUGAACUGCAUCAAAUAGAUUUCAGACAGUUUUGCAACGCCCGUUGAAAAAUAAUCGAAUUUGAACGGUAUGAUGCAGAUAUGCAUCACCACCAUGUAAAGGGCUAAGCUUAAAAAAGUGAUAUUAAACUGUGAUAUUAAGUGAUAUUAACGUGUAUCAAACCAAUAUAUUAUACUACAGUGACCCCCAAAGAAACGUGUUAAAAAUCACACUAAUAUCGUAAAGUUUCACUUCAAAAAGAACUGACCUGCGUCAUUCCUUCGUUGUUCGCCAGCAAAUUAAGAAGACUUCCUUGUUCGCCAGCAAAGACGAUUUUUUAAAAGUGACAAUUUGUGAAAUAAUUUUUUCCGAAAAAGCCAGAAUGUCAGAGCCAAGUUCGAAAAUUCGCCGCAUCAACUUUUCCGAGUCGGAUAUCACUGCGGAGUAUAUAAUUGAAUCCUUAAAAGAAGAAAUAACUUAUUUGCGUGGGCAGAAUGCUUCUCUGCACCAAAAAUUAGAUUUGAUGGCUGAGAAGCUGGCGGAAAAUAACGCGCUCCUAAAAAUAAGGACGAAGGCGGAGCAUAAGGAAGGGCUAUCGGGGGUUCCCUUCCCCCUUAAGUCAGAUGAUAACUUAAAUCUCUUCGAGGCCACAAUGACGCCAACCCUCCGAGAUUAUUACAAACAAAAAAUAACCAACAUGGCCAAGAACGACCAUUUCGUUAAAGCGGUCCGCAUGGUUCUGGACGAAAAUCUUGUCCAGAACUACAACUUGGAUGGGUCAAGCGGUAAGAAAAGUCUUAAAGGCUUUUCAAACCUUUACCAAAUUUUAAAAGAGGUCUCAGAAGCAGCAGCUCCACUGGAGGAUGCUGAAAAAACAUAAGAAAGGCUAUACACAACAUU
This is a messenger RNA of Drosophila ficusphila, 921 nucleotides long. RefSeq lists its product as uncharacterized. NCBI's taxonomy places the organism in Eukaryota, Metazoa, Arthropoda, Insecta, Diptera, Drosophilidae. The record is from RefSeq and is a predicted model, not a curated record. The transcript is spliced from 7 exons. Bases 404 to 901 code for a protein of 165 amino acids.